Rhizoctonia solani is the source of this 1293-nucleotide messenger RNA. RefSeq names its product methyltransferase domain protein. The record is from RefSeq and is a predicted model, not a curated record. Lineage: Eukaryota; Fungi; Basidiomycota; Agaricomycetes; Cantharellales; Ceratobasidiaceae. The transcript is spliced from 6 exons. Bases 1 to 1293 code for a protein of 430 amino acids.
AUGUCGUCGAAAUUAAUGAAAUACACUGAACACCUCGAUCAGGCCAUCCCCGAUACGUUGGCGAUAGCUCCCCUCUCCCAAGACAAGCAUGGAUCUUACUCGAUCGGCCAUGGCGGAAUCGACAGACCCCACGUGGUCUUCCUUGAUCACCCCAGAUCCAAUUCACAAUUCCUUGGACGACUGGAAAUUCUCCCUUACUUCAUUCAUUGCCUCAAGAUAAAAGUCCUAGCCCACUUCUUGUCCUUCCGCUCCUCCCCCCCUCCCGCUCUCUCCCGAUACCCUCUCAUUCAGCGUAGCAAUUGCGAUAUGGAGAUUUCAUAUACCGAUGAAUUCAACCGGCAGGGUACGGUUUACUUUGUCAACGAUAAUGUCAACGAGCAGGUGCAAUACGUCGACUCGGAUAGCGACACAAUGUCUACAUGCAGCACUCAUUCUGCGAGCACAAUAACAUCGUCCGAGGUAUCAGACUUCUACCAAGAACGAUUUGGGCGAGUUUUUCCCAUGGACGAUAACAUUCCUGUGGUCCUUCCUAUCGAUGAGCCGGAGCACGACCGCCUGGAGAAAUUGCAUCGAUGCUACAAGCUCCUCGUAGGUUCCAAUUACUUCGGACCCCUCAAAGAGCAUAUGGCCCGUACGCCUCAUCCAAGGGUACUUGACAUAAGAACUCAACAGGGAACUUGGGUUCAAGAGAUGGCUUCCGAAUUCCCGCAUGCGCAGUUUAUUAGCUUGGACCUCGUUCCUAUGAUACCUCAUGUCCCCAGGCCGAACAUUACAUUUGAGGUUUACGACCUAUAUGCCGGCUUGGCCGAGCCGGACGAGUCGUUUGAUAUUAUCCAUGCCCGCGAUUGUAUCAAUUCGGUAGCCGGCAAACACGCCUAUGAAGCUUACGAUACCGACACCCCUGCCAUUCGUUCAUCUCCUCGGGUCCACCGGGGGCUCCAAAUCAUUCGGCAAGCUGUAUCUUCGCAGGGCGUUAUGAUAGAUCACAUUCCAUCUAUUUCGCAUUGGCUUGAUCCCAGCUCGGGUCUAUGGUCUUCUCCCUCCCACCCGACAGCCUCCGGUGCCACCCCUAUACUAACCACGCGCAAACGUGGCUUCACGCAAAUCGAGACUCGAAUAGCACAUCUUCCGGAUGGAACCUGGCACCCAGACCCAUGUCAUCCUCUCAUGCUCGAGAAGGGAGUGGACGAGGAACUAGUCCGGUCCAUCGUUGAGGAUGCGUUGGAGGAGCUGAUGGAUCCUACCAUACAAACGGUAUGGAAGUACUACAUGACUCAUGCUGUGAAGAUCUGA